This is a messenger RNA of Tetranychus urticae (two-spotted spider mite), 1790 nucleotides long. RefSeq lists its product as uncharacterized. Gene Ontology annotation, biological process: negative regulation of transcription by RNA polymerase II; cell differentiation; positive regulation of transcription by RNA polymerase II. The record is from RefSeq and is a predicted model, not a curated record. Lineage: Eukaryota; Metazoa; Arthropoda; Arachnida; Trombidiformes; Tetranychidae. Gene Ontology annotation, molecular function: RNA polymerase II cis-regulatory region sequence-specific DNA binding; nuclear receptor activity.
UUGAGAUAAUAUUGUAAACCCUUGUUCGUGAUAGACUAUUAUUUGAAAUUUAUUAUUAAUUCAGUUUUAUACUUCAUUUUUAUUUAAUUUACUAACAAUUAUUGAUAAUUUUUCCUUUAAGAUUGAUAAUCUUAUUUGCCCCAGUUGUUUGCAUGGUUACUAAUUCAGUUUUUCUUCUGUGUUCAACAACACUUUUGCUGUUCAAUGAUGGACUUUCACAGUGGAUUUUCUCAACUUAUUCACUCGGAGAUUUACGAUAAUGGUUCGUUUUCAGACGAGGAAUUGAUAGGCGUGGACACAUCGACACUAUUACCAGUUCUUUCACCAACCAUUGUUGAAUCCGUUUUUGACUCUGAAAAAGACCAAACACCUAUAAAUAAACAACAGAAUGGGAAUGAAAGUAUUUCACAUAAGAAAGAAAGAAUGCUCGAGAAUGGACAAAUCAAGAUAUUUACUCGAGCAAUUGACUCUUAUUUCAACUCAACUUCGGACACAGUAUCACCAUCUUUAGCCUCAACUGGAUAUAUUAACUCAAAUGUAGUGAAUGAUAUUGAAAUGUCAUCAACAACUGAAUACUUUAGCUCAUCAAGAAAUCAAGUUGCCAGGAUCUCCGAGAAUAGUGUCUCAGCUGAUAAAAAUAAUUGUCAAGUGAAAAAGACCUGGAACUCUAAUGUAGCGAAAAAGAUAUUGGCUGUUUAUUUUUCACCGAUGAACAUAAAAUCUGAAUUCUUGUCUACACAAACUAUGUUGGACGGAUUUGAAGCAUUUGCUUUACAAGAGGCAGCUCAUGCUAUUCGAGGAAUUGUAUUUACCGAGCACUCCGAUGAAGUUUAUCAAGCACACUUAUCUGAUUUAUGCGCUGAUCCACGGCCAGUCGAUCUUGUAAGUGCCUGUCAAAAGUCUCGUGCAUUUAGGAAAUUACAUUUGGAGGAUAAAAUUGAAUUAUUGAAAAAUGCCUUCUUCGAUCUUAAUGCAAUGAAAAAUAUAAUAAAUUUUGAUCCAGAAAUCGACGGUUUGAAUUUUUGUGGUGUUAUAUACAAUCGGGAAAAACUCUUUACGAAAAAUCUGUAUUUGCGUAAAAAAGCUUUUGAUUUGAUGGAUACUUUUCCAAAUCGUUUUAGGACCGAUAUCAAUGUCUGUGCAUUGCUUUUUUUAAUCAUUAUUUUUAACCCUGAUUUACCAGAAUUGAAGUACCGAUACACAAUCAAAUCAGAGCAAUACGUUUACAUUUAUUUAUUGAGACGAUAUUUGGUUUCAUGUAUUGAACCGAUUUGUGAAGCUUUGGACUAUUUUUAUCAACUAAUGACAACGAUUGAGGAAAUUCGCCAACUGAAGAUAGCUACUGAACAAGAGUUUGAUACCUCUCGAACCAACGGUUCUUAUUUGCUAAAGAAUCGUGUCGUUAGAUUUAUUGAGCUUGGAAGCGUUCAACAAUAAUUGGAGUUGGUUUCGUGGGCUAUGGUCUAUCGUCUGCUUAUCCUAUUGUUUCUUUUUCACAUUGUUUUCAAUUCAACCAAUUAAAAGCAUCUGUAUAAAUUAUUCAUUUUUACAAUCUCGCAGUGGUCAUUCCAUUCUUGCUUACUUCUAUUAUUGAAUGCGAUUGUAAAUUUACAGUUCAUUUUUGCCGUUCAAUAAUGAACCUUAAGGAUUUAUCUCAUAUCGAUAGGUCGCCAAUAAAAGCCUGCAUAUAAUAGAAAUCUUGUUUCUCAAGAAAGACAGAAUGCUCGAGAAUGGAUCAAUCAAGGUAUUUACUCAAGCAAUUGACUCUUAUUAAAACUUCGUUCCAAUAU